This is a messenger RNA of Anoplopoma fimbria (sablefish), 846 nucleotides long. It is a transcript of the gene atp6ap1la, whose product is annotated as ATPase H+ transporting accessory protein 1 like a. The transcript is spliced from 6 exons. Lineage: Eukaryota; Metazoa; Chordata; Actinopteri; Perciformes; Anoplopomatidae. The coding region runs from base 1 to 846 and encodes 281 amino acids. The record is from RefSeq and is a predicted model, not a curated record. Gene Ontology annotation, cellular component: proton-transporting V-type ATPase complex.
AUGGCACAGAGUGAUGGAGGGAUGUGGAUGGAGGAGGGUUUGAUGUCUGCAGACCAACCGUUCAGACAACUGCAGGCUCCAGAUGUGUCACAGAGGAAGUUACUUCAGAUGCCAGGAGCUGCAGUUCCCUUCCCUCCCCUCAAGGUGUUUUCUGAUGGCGAGCCGUGCGUCUUGUUUCAGGCCAGGAAGCUGUCCCUCCGCUAUGAGAAGCAGAAGCAGCUGGACCUGACGGAGAGAGCCUUUUCUCCCCAGAAUCCUGUGGACACCAGCCAGUCUGUGUGCCGCGAGGACAAGGCCACGGUGAUCAUGAGGUUUGGAGAUGUGGAGGAUUUGAAGGGCCUGUCCAUCAGACUGCAGCUGUCCAACACUUUCUACGAGUCCUCGGGUCAGUGGUGGUUCUCGGUGGACAGCGUCUCUCUGCUCUACAACACCUCUGAGGAGGCUGUGUUCAACGCCAGCGACGUGUACGCUCCAUCCUCCUCCUCCUACCACUGCCUCCACGUCAGCAGCCUGCAGCGCUACAGCGCCCUGCUGCUGCCCAGCACCGACCCCGCACGCCGCUGGGCCGUCACCUUCACCAACUUCCAGAUCCAGGCGUUCAACGUCACCUCCGGUAAAUUUUCUCCUGCGAGCGUCUGCGCCACCUUCAUGACGCCGGCCAUCCUGAUGGGCCUCAUCACUUCCCUCAUCCUGCUGCUGGUCCUGGCCUACGCCCUGCACAUGGUCGUCCACCUGAAACACAUCGAGCAUGAAGACGAACACAAAGCCGACGUCUACUUCCCCCAAAGCCCUGAGCAUCCUGAGCACUGCUGUGUGGAAAACGACGCUGAGAAAAAUAUACUGUAG